Betta splendens (Siamese fighting fish) is the source of this 3696-nucleotide messenger RNA. Its product is annotated as leucine-rich repeat-containing protein 3-like. The record is from RefSeq and is a predicted model, not a curated record. Lineage: Eukaryota; Metazoa; Chordata; Actinopteri; Anabantiformes; Osphronemidae. Gene Ontology annotation, cellular component: extracellular matrix. The transcript is spliced from 2 exons. Bases 283 to 1134 code for a protein of 283 amino acids. Gene Ontology annotation, molecular function: protein binding.
UGCUCCACAGCUUUAUUGCAAUAACUGCCCUCCGGUUUGACAGUCGGUGAUGAAGCCGUCUGCAGGCGACAGACCGCGGACCCAGAAAUGAUUCUCUGCACCUAAGAAAAGGCAGAACACGGUGAUGUCCAGGCUGCCGUUAGUUACCAACCCGUAAGAAACAGGCAGAAACUGCAAACGGAGUCUAAAAGCGUCUUUAUCCGCCGUUCACAUCCCGAAACUCCACCAGAAGCCGCGCACAGACACUCCUGGUGUGUGUGAUCGGGGGGCUAUGGUGAGGCGAUGCGCACGGGCUGGCGCGAGGAGAGACGCGGCGGCGGCGGCGGCGGCGGAGGCGCAGCCUGGGCUCUUUCUUCAUGGCUCUGCGUGCCCCUCCUGUUCUCCGCUCUGUGGCGCCCGGCGAGCCCCCAGUGCCCCGACGGCUGCCACUGCGCCUCCGACACGGCCACGGUGCUGUGCUCCGACGCCGGGCUGCGAGAGGUCCCAGACGGCAUCCCCCCGGAAACCGUCUCCCUCCACCUGGAGCGCAACCACAUCCGGACCAUACCCGAGGGCGCCUUCCUCAACCUGGCUCACCUGCGGGACCUGUAUCUGUCCCACAACCGCAUCGACUCGCUCUCCUCCGGGGCCCUGCGGCACCUGGGCCCCGAGGUGCGCCUGCUGGACCUCUCGCACAACCAGCUGAGGCACGCGAGCCGGGAGGAGUUCGGCUCCACCCGGGCCAAAACCCGGCUCUACCACAACCCCUGGCACUGCGACUGCGCCCUCCAGGAGCUGAUGGAGACCCUGAACCUGGAGCCCGAGACUGUGAACGGGAUCGUGUGCGAGAGCUCGGUGCGGGGUGUGGGCGAGGGGAGCCGCUGGGAGGAUCCGGGGUCACAGGGCGAGCACGCGGGUCAGCCGCUGGUCAGGCUCCUGGACUCCGGGGUGAACUUCUGCAGCUUGCAGAGGAAGACCACCGACGUGGCCAUGCUGGUGACCAUGUUUGUGUGGUUCUUCAUGGUCAUCGUGUAUGUAGUGUACUACGUGAGACAGAACCAAGCAGAAGCCCGCCGGCAUCUGGAGUACCUGAAGAGCCUGCCCAGCCCACGCAAGACCCCCACGGAGACAGACACUCUGAGCACCGGCUUCUGAGGCCUGGCUGUAGCUUACAGCUGGAAUUGUCGCAUCAUUUUCAUGGAGAUAAACCUCAAUGUUUAACUUUAAGAAAGUGACUGAAAAUACGGACGCUUUUCCACUUGUUUUGUAUAAGUUAUUUGUUGCUCGCUAAGGGACUCAUAAUUUUCCUAUCUUUUUCCCACUGAAUUUCUCAACUUAGCGAAAAGCAAGAACAUUUUUUACUAAUUUUAUCCCGAGUGUGAAUUGAGAGGCAGGAGAAGAAACUGAAGGCGUAGCAGGGGAAAGAUGAAAGGAUGAACUGAGAAUCUGUGAAAAAAAGGACUCUCUUUGAACUUUAUUACCUUCAAUCCCAAUUUGUAGUCCCCUUUUCUAUUUCUUUUCUAACCCCACCUGCCUCAUACUGUACUCUUUUAUCUUUUAUUAAGCUCUAAUUGGGACUCUUUGACCAGCUGACCCUUAAUGAACACUUACUGUAGCCCCAAUCAGCUGGAGUGUGUUUAUCAGGUCAAAAGCAAGUGUGUGUCCUCGUCUAAUUGUGAUUCCUGCGUACGUGUGUGUGUGUGUGUAUGUGUGUGUUGUUGUGUGCAUUGUUAGAGCCAGCUUUACUUAGAUAACAUUGAUUUUGCAUGGAUGCUAUUUAAGCAUUUCCCAUUACAUGGCUAUUAAGACAGUUGUUUUGGUGCCAGCGGAGAACUGCUGAUCUAAAUUUACUCCCGUGAACCCAUUAGCGCUGAAGGUGAGCCGUCUUGUCUCCAAGCUGCAGUCACCCGCUCUGAAAUAUUUGGACAGGAUACAUAAAGCUGUCGCUGACUGGAGAAAUUUCAACCAGAUUUAGAAAUGGAUUGAUGUUCUAAAUGAGAUUAGUAAAGCCAUUUAUCCUGAGAAAAGCUGUUAGCUUAGCUUUAAUUAAUCUUCUCAGUCCUGUGUUUCUAGUUCCCUCUGCACUGAUGGCUGUGUACAAAUUGUUCCGUCUGUUAUUUUAGUUAUAGGCUGUAUCAUAAUUGAUUUUUUUAUCCAACUAUAGAAGGCAAAACAUAAAUGAAUUAUUUACCCUGGUGGUACAUUUACAGCUUCUGAUGUUAGGAGCUGUGCUGUUUAAUAUAUGUUCACUGCCUGGAAAAGCAUCAACCUUUUUGACUUUAGUUAGUUUUUUAAUUUUUUUAUUGUUAUAUAUUUUUAAUGAUUGUACUCAGUACAAAAACAUAUUUUCCCUUUUGUGUGUUGUUUCACAAUGGUUUAAAAUUGGCCUGUAAAAUAACGACAUACAGUAUAAUGUUUUUUUCCCAUAAGCCACAGCUGCAACUUUUGUCUAAUUAGCAAACAUUAGUGGGCUAAUAUGCUAAACUAAUUGUUAGCAUAUUAGCAUGCUACUACUAACAUUGAGUUCAAAGCCCUUAGUUCAUUAGCAUGACCAUAGGUGCAUGUGUCUUUGUGAUAGAUUCAAACUCGUAAGUAUUGAUGGAUAUAAUAACCUGUACAGUAGCAUUAUGCUAUUUUAGCUAAAGUUUAGGUUGCUGAAAAUGGAGUUAAGUUUAAAAUAGGUCGACUUUUUGUGUACUAUGUGCUAAAUGUGUGGUACGAUAUGUUCUACAAAGGCUAGUUCUAUACUGUGAGCGGCCUUUGAGUAGGACUUUGUUGUAAAAAUACAUGUUUUGGGUGUAGACCACAGGUUAAAAUAAACGGUAGUAGCAACUUGUGAGUUUAAAAACACAGCUGUUUGUGAGCACACUUGCAUAGAACUGUUAGAAUAGUUCCUGGAUGUUAUCCACCAUCACUUCUGUCUUGUGCGUCUUAAAUACCCUUAACCCCACUGGCUCAUGAAGCAACAAUAACACAGUACAGUAAUGCGAAACAAACAAAAAAAAAACAAGAAUGUCCUUUCUGUUAACUUUUUCUGUGGAUAUUUUCUUUAUUGAUGUAUUUCUGUCCUUGUGAUUUGUUUUCUCUCCUGUUCGUAAACCAAUAAUUCUUCAAACAAGGAUAGGUCAUAGAUUGGAAAUCAUUACAUUAAAUAAUAAAAGAACUAUCAAAAUCAAAGAGUGAUCAGGAAAAACACAACAUAUAUAUAAAAAGUAAUGCAAUGUUCAUAGAAAUGCUUCUGGCGUUUAUUGCUACUAUAGGUUGAAAACAUCAAGAAGAUGAAGAGAAGCAAUAGAAGCAAUGGAAAACAUGAUCAGUUCACAGAAUCAACUGAUUGCGCUCAAAUGUGUUCUCUAUCUCUAAGCUACCACAAGCUUAAAACAAAAAGAAAUGAUUAAGAAACUAUUUUACAAAUAUGGAAAAUUUGACAGUCUUUCCCCACCUCCUUUUUAACUUUGAGUUUUUCAAUCUCCAUCAAACAAAAUCAAAAUGGCCCCAUAUUCAUUCAUGCAUUCACUGCCUUUUCUUGAAUUCCUAGCUGUUUCUCCCCCUGGAAAUAUAUCUGGACUUCCCCGAAAAAACAUACAGUGGAAGCAGGGCACAGCAAAUUGUUUAGGUGUGACUUUUUCCCAGCGGAAAAGUCGCAACCAUUGCCCCAGAUACUUCACAAAGGGAGAACAAACCAGGAUAUAAAUAAAAAGCGACUUCAGCCUGUUA